Lepisosteus oculatus (spotted gar) is the source of this 1610-nucleotide messenger RNA. The record is from RefSeq and is a predicted model, not a curated record. NCBI's taxonomy places the organism in Eukaryota, Metazoa, Chordata, Actinopteri, Semionotiformes, Lepisosteidae.
CACAAAGGCUCCUGCAUUUGAAAGAGUUGCUCAGGAAGUCAACUGACAAAAAGGAUAAAACGCCAAAAACAAACAGGUACUACACAACCAAUUAUUUGAAAAUCCACUGGCAAUGGAAAUCUUCCCUUUGCGACUAUUCUUUGGUACAGCUGCUUGGACAUUAACAUUAUGUUUUGCUCUCAUAACUCAAGUUAACCGUUGCAAGACACUUUUUCAGACUGCUCCUCCACUGGACCUGAAAUCCCCUUUUGUUUUUGCAUGGAAUGCACCCACAGAACUAUGUGAGAGCUGGUUUAACAUUAGUUUCGAUCUGAAAUAUUUUCGCUAUGUGAGUAGCACUUUGAAGUCUUCCACCAACCAGAGCAUUGCUAUUUUCUAUAUUGAUAGGUUUGGCAUCUUCCCCUAUGUAGAUGAAGACACUGGUAUGAUAUACAAUGGUGGACUUCCUCAGCUGAUCAAUUUCAAAGAGCACUACAAAGAGGCUAAAGAGGAUAUUAUGUUUUACAUUCCCUCUGAACAGCCUGGCCUAGCUGUACUCGAUUUUGAAGAGUGGAGACCACAAUGGAUACGAAACUGGGGUAGCAAGGACAUCUACAGAAAUCUGUCGUUAUAUCUGGUUAUGCAACAAGAUCUUACCUUAACCUUUGCCGAAUCUGAAGAUGCUGCCAGAGAAGAGUUUGAAAAAGCAGCAAUAAGGUAUUUCAAGGAUUCUUUGAGGCUUGGAAAGGCGUCAAAGCCUAACCGUCUUUGGGGCUACUACCUGUAUCCAGAUUGCUAUAAUUACGAAUACACUGAUGAUUUAACUGAUUAUUCUGGUAAUUGCCCUGAUAUUGAAAUUGCAAGAAAUAAUGACUUAAUGUGGCUUUGGGAGGAGUCCACAGCUCUUUACCCCUCAAUAUAUCUGGAAAUAAUAUUGAAGAACACUUUUAAAGCUGCUUUAUAUGUCCGACACCGUAUCCAAGAAUCCAUGAGAGUUUCAAUGCUUCCCAAGAAAAAUUACUCUAUUCCCAUCUAUGCAUAUAUUCGCCUGGUGUUUAAAAACAGCGAUCAAGAUUACCUUUCUGAGUUUGACUUGGUGAACACUAUUGGGGAAGCAGCUGCUUUGGGUUCAGCUGGUGUUAUUGCAUGGGGAGACAUGAAUGUUACAGAGAGUAAGAACUCUUGCCUCAUGUUGAAACACUAUCUAGAAAAAAACCUGAAUCCGUACAUUGUGAAUGUAUCUACAGCAGCGAAAUUUUGUAGCACUGUCCUCUGCAAUGACAAUGGAAGAUGCGUCAGAAAGAAAUGGAACACCAGUGACUACCUACACUUGGAUCCCAGGAGAUUUAUAAUUAAGAAAUCAGUAACAGGAGCACUUUCAGUGGAAGGCAAGCUUUCACAGGAAGAUAUCAACUUUUUUGAAGCAAAGUUUACAUGUCUUUGUUAUACGGGAAAAUCCUGCCGUUCAAAAUGGAUGUGGAAGGGUAUUCCAGAAACACUUUAUAAUCAAAGUCCCGUCUUUGCAAUUUCUCUAGAAUUUUUAAAAUGGUUUUUAUUCAUGAUUCCUGUUGGUCUGUAUACUGUAGGUUAGUGUUUCCCUAAGAUGUUGUGUUUAACUAAACUGGUUUCUC